This is a messenger RNA of Amphiprion ocellaris (clown anemonefish), 1778 nucleotides long. RefSeq names its product stromal interaction molecule 2b (gene stim2b). Gene Ontology annotation, molecular function: calcium channel regulator activity; calcium ion binding. Gene Ontology annotation, biological process: intracellular calcium ion homeostasis; activation of store-operated calcium channel activity; store-operated calcium entry. The record is from RefSeq and is a predicted model, not a curated record. The coding region runs from base 1323 to 1763 and encodes 146 amino acids. The transcript has 3 exons. NCBI's taxonomy places the organism in Eukaryota, Metazoa, Chordata, Actinopteri, Pomacentridae. Gene Ontology annotation, cellular component: endoplasmic reticulum; plasma membrane.
AGAACAAAGGAGCGUGUUUUAGUCUCGUCCUCGGCGUCACCAUGGAGGGAUAAACGCCAAGUUUCUCCGGAGGGUUCUUCGGCGGUUACCUCGGUCGGCCUUCAACACCCGCCUCCAGUGAGUUUCAGCGCCCUUUGCGUUUGUGUUGACUCCGGGGGGAAAGCCGGGAAGUGAGCGCCGGCACCCUAACGAGGCUCCGUGAAUUCCCCUAAAAACAACAACAAAUGCCGGCUGUGGCGUCCUGCACGUGGCGGCGGUAGCCCGGAGGCCAAAUUAAAGCCCCCUCCUUCCUUCCUCCUUCCUCCUCCUCCUGAUGUCAACCCACUUUGCAUACUGACUUCCGCCCCGCUCGGCUCGUCUCUCCCUCCCUGCUGGUCCGCAUCAGCCGGCGAGCAGCUGAUAUGACAGGAGGAUACUGUAUCACCCCGAGCCAUGAGAAGCUCACUUAAAAACUUCACGUAAGGACCCAGGCAGAUGUCGUGUGAAACCGGACGGAGAAGAAGAAGAAACGCUUUUUUUUGAUGCAAUGGGAUUUGCUACUUUCGUAUGAAGAGGCGGACCUAUGAGACACUGAGAGUCCAAUAUGCUGAAGCUGUCCCCGGUGUUUGUACACUGGAAGUACAGAGACUGUUUUCUUCCAACUCACAGCUCCACGUAAGGAUUUAAUACAGCAUUUGAUAUCCUCUGUGGCUCCCGGAUACCCACGGCUGAGGAGCUGCUACCAUUUUUAAAAUUUUUUUUGGUGUGUUUUUGUUUUGGAGAGGGAAUUCCUUCAGAUAGGCUGCAUGUGCUUCCCUUCCAGCUGCCACCACUCGGUCGUUUUUUGCUAGCUGAUACACAUUUUUUUGUAUUUAUAAAAUUAGAUAUGGGGUGCUUGCUUGCUGUAGCUCGCAGCAGUCAUCCCUCUCAGACAGCCGGUAAAGCCAUUAGAGACUAAUAGUCUAUAUAUUUUUUUUAAAACGGGGUCUUCUUUCAGAGUACUUUGACCCACCAUGAACUGUUAUUUUUUUUUUAGCUGUUUUUCACGCUCUUGUAAGGUUUUGUGCCAGAUAUUUUUUGUAGCUGUUAGCUGGUAGGUUUGCAAACAAGUGUACUGCGGGAUUUUUUUUUUUUUUUUAAUUUUUUUGAAGUUGGUGCAUUUUCUCGUGACACCACUCAAAAAGACAGAUUUUUAUGAUUGAUGUUUUAUUUUUGGCUGGAUAUUGCUGUGGCGUAAAGACUGAACCUGACAUUUUUUUUUUUUUUUGUAUUUUUCGGGAUCUCCCCCGCGCUUUAACCCACCACUGGAUACGAUUUCCUAAGAUUUCCACGUCCUUUCCACCAUGAGUUACAUCCACAAGGUACUGAAUGUAUUGCUACGUGGACUCGUCAUCUAUGCGGUACUGGGCUUGGAGUGCACUUACUCGAAUGAUCUACCCAGCCAGUCGUCUGAUGCUGACAAUGUAGCCACCACAGAUCCCUGUCUUAUAGUGAUGCCGCCAUGCAUGGGCGAGGCCGACCGCUUCAGUCUGGAGGCGCUGCGGCACAUCCACAAACAACUGGAUGACGACAAUGAUGGGGGAAUAGAGGUCAACGAGAGUGUGGAGUUUAUAAUAGAAGACAUGAAGCAGCAGCAAACCAACAAACACAGCAACCUGCACCGUGAAGACCAGCACAUCACUGUGGAGGAGCUGUGGAAGGGCUGGAAAACCUGUGAAGGUAAAACAAACAAGCUAACUGUGUCUACAACAAGGACACAAACACACACACUCUCACUCUUGUAGAAAGUUGGUGGUACU